Pangasianodon hypophthalmus (striped catfish) is the source of this 1325-nucleotide messenger RNA. It is a transcript of the gene coq2, whose product is annotated as coenzyme Q2 4-hydroxybenzoate polyprenyltransferase. The record is from RefSeq and is a predicted model, not a curated record. The transcript is spliced from 8 exons. Gene Ontology annotation, biological process: ubiquinone biosynthetic process. NCBI's taxonomy places the organism in Eukaryota, Metazoa, Chordata, Actinopteri, Siluriformes, Pangasiidae. Gene Ontology annotation, cellular component: mitochondrial inner membrane. The coding region runs from base 168 to 1325 and encodes 385 amino acids.
UCACACUGUGCAGUAGGGUAGCACGCAGUGUGGAAUGCAGCCUCCUUCAACCAGGAAGCGGUGUCCGGUUUCAAAAAAUAUCUGUGACGCAAAGAGGAAGUGUGGAAAACAGAAAGGAGAGAGGAGACUAGGACAUGUAGGCUGCUCUCAUUGUCACAGCAGUCAAGAUGAUGUGUACUAGGAUACUCACACUGCUCAACUCGCAUCCACUACGGAGACUUCCGUCACAGCCUUGCUUCACCUGUUUUACAACUAUACAGAGGGACAGAAGGGAUUACAGUCCAGUUUCACUUGCAUCAGGAUCCUGUUGUAUCAAGAGAGACUUUCAGACACAGAGAAGGCGUUUGUCAGAUAUCCCUCACUAUGGUCUUAACAACAGAAGAUCUUUCAGCCUGAGUCCUGCAGGGAUCGUAAACGCAGCUCCAGCGUCUGUUCAGCCAUACCUCCGCUUAAUGAGGCUGGACAAACCGAUUGGGACAUGGCUGCUGUAUCUGCCUUGUACAUGGAGCAUCGGGCUGGCGGCCGACCCGGGCUGUCUGCCUGACCUGCACAUGCUUGCACUGUUUGGGACUGGAGCUCUGCUGAUGAGAGGAGCGGGCUGUACCAUUAACGACAUGUGGGACAGAGACUUCGACAAGAAGGUGUUCCGGACGGCCAUGCGGCCCAUAGCUGCAGGACAGAUCUCUCAGUUCCAGGCGCUGGUCUUCCUGGGAGGCCAGUUGAGCUUAGCUCUGGGGGUCCUGCUGUGUCUCAACUAUUACAGCAUAGCCCUUGGUGCCGCCUCGUUAUCGCUAGUCGUCACCUACCCUCUAAUGAAGAGAAUAACAUACUGGCCUCAGCUUGUCUUGGGUCUUACCUUUAACUGGGGAGCUUUGCUUGGCUGGUCAGCUGUGAUGGGAUCAUGUGACUGGUCCGUGUGUCUGCCCCUGUAUUUCUCUGGCGUGAUGUGGACGCUGAUAUAUGACACUAUCUAUGCUCAUCAGGACAAAGAGGAUGAUGUUAAGCUGGGUGUGAAGUCCACAGCUCUAAGGUUCCAGGAACACACCAAGCCCUGGCUGAGUGCCUUCACUGUGGCUAUGCUGUCUGGAUUAAUCCUGGCGGGCGCUAAUGCAAACCAGACAGUCCCGUACUACAUAGCUGUGUCUGCAGUUGCUCUUCAUCUAGCACAACAGAUCUAUUCUUUGGACAUCAACAAGCCUGAGGAUUGCUGGAAGAAAUUCGCCUCCAAUCGUAAUUUAGGACUUCUGUUAUUCUUAGGAAUAGUUCUUGGCAAUUUGGGGAAGAGAAACGAUAGACAAUAUGAAAUAAUUAAACUCCCUUCCUAG